Molecule: messenger RNA, 426 nt
Organism: Scheffersomyces stipitis CBS 6054
Lineage: Eukaryota; Fungi; Ascomycota; Pichiomycetes; Serinales; Debaryomycetaceae
Exons: 1
Coding region: 1-426 (141 amino acids)
Biological process (GO): DNA repair; resolution of meiotic recombination intermediates; replication fork processing
Cellular component (GO): FANCM-MHF complex; Fanconi anaemia nuclear complex
Source: RefSeq, a predicted model, not a curated record
AUGGAAACCGAAGAAGAAACAAAUAUCUCUGUUACGACUAUCGCUCGGAUCUUCCGAGAAAUCGGCUUCAAGAAUGCAGAUACCCUGAUCAUGCUUUCCACAUUAAAGCUUUCGGCAGAGUAUAUACGAUUGUUUGUCAAUGAAGCUAUAAUAAGGGCCAACGAGGAACGUAUAUUGGAAGGUGAUUCUCUUAGCAAAGUGGAUGGAAUCGACAAUGUCGAGUCUGCAUCUGAUGCCAACAUUGAAGUUGACGCAGAGGCUGAGGAUGAGAUCAUAGAAGACGAUGAUAUAGACGACUUGGAUCCUGAAGAUAUUCAAGACUCUGACACUCAGAGGCAGCUUAAAGUGGCGGAGACCAACAACAACGAUACAUUGGACUCCAGACAUCUUCAGAAGAUUGCGGGGGUGCUUAUUCUCGACUUUUGA